Messenger RNA from Styela clava, 8737 nucleotides. RefSeq names its product bridge-like lipid transfer protein family member 2. The record is from RefSeq and is a predicted model, not a curated record. Lineage: Eukaryota; Metazoa; Chordata; Ascidiacea; Stolidobranchia; Styelidae.
GCGAAGAGUCUUGUUUUUUUGUGACAGUCAGGCAGUCGGAGAAAUGAUGAAUAGCGGUCUGGCAUUGUGAUAUUCGAUUCUACUUUUUAUUGAAAAUGGAAUUGAACGGUAUACUGCUAUGGAUUGCAUACUUUUGUUUAUUUAUAUUUGUAUUAUGGAUAUUUGGCAGAAUCAUUGUUUGGUGCGUUGCAAAGUUCAUGCGAGUUUGGUUCAAAAUUGACAUUGUUGUUGCUUCAGUUGGAAUUUUUUGUGCCAAUGGAAUUUCUGUUCGCGUCAAUGAUUUACAGUCACUGGAAAUUGACAAAGUUUCUCUAAAGUUGAAACCAAAAUCAAGUCCUGCUGUAUCCCUCCAUUUUGGUGAUGUACGUAUACGUGCUGAGAGAAAUCUUUCUGGUACCGUACCAGUUAAACAACAGCCGAUUGUGAAAAAGAAUAGUAUUCCAAAUAGCUUGAAGAUUAUGCAAUGGUUUGCAAGGCAUAUUUCUCUCAAUAUUGAUGCUUUGAAUAUUAUGGUAUUGAAUGCCUUCAUUCCGGAAUCUCUUCUUCAUUUAGAUGUUUCACAAGUCAGCAUUUCAGGUGGAAACAAAGAUGUUGUUCAAAAGGGUGUUGCUGACAGUCUCACAAAGAAUCAUGGACAUAGAGUUCAUGAAGAAAUGACAAAUAAAAGUUCUGAUAUAACCAGUCUGGGUCUUAUGUUGUCUGUUGGUGAAAUCAGAGGAAAAAUUCUUAAAAGUAAUAAAUCAGGGUCUACAGGAACGACUUGCAUCGUUGAAGUGACAUCUUCAUUGAAAAUUGGUUUGGUUGCUUCUUCACUUCGACCUAAUUUGAGGCUCGAGUAUGUCGGAGUUGAUUUUGAUAAAUUAGCUGUUGAACUUCACAGCAGUGCUUUCAUUCCCGGUCUUCUUUUACCUCGACCUACCAAUACAACGAAUGUGAAUGAUUUGUUGGAUAUCACCAGACGUACAGCAAGGAAACCAUCAGUGCCUUUGCGACAGUCAGGACCUAUACGUACUGCAUUGAUGCUACCAAUGCUUACUCAAUGUCGCUUGAGUAAUUUAGAUAUAUUAUUAUUUGGAGAUUCUCCGCCAUUAGCUGGUAUAAUGUCAGACUCUCAUUCUACUGCUGAGAGAGUUCUUCAUUUUUCUGUAUCUGCUGCUACAUUCAGUCAACGUAAAGAUCCUGAUCGAAUGGUCACUGUGUCCACUGCUGGAUUUGCUAAUUCACAAGUUAAUGAUGAAGUUAUUGAAUUGCCAACAGGUUACAUCAGAGCAAAAAUAGAAGAUUUCAAUGUUACAAAUCUAAGCAAAAUGAAGAUGAUUACAAUGAGUAGAAUAUCUGCUGAAAUAAAAAUGACGUCAAACUGUGUAUUGUCAUCUUCACUCGAUUUUACACUGUGUUAUAUACAUUAUAUUCAUAAGGAACUUGCGUACUGGACAGAAUUAUUCAAACAUAAAGUAUCAAAUAUAAAACGGGAUCGACCGCAUGUUACAUUUGCGGACUCAUUACCACCAUGUAGAGAAAGUUUUGGAAGACCGCCACCAGCAAGAAAAAUUCAAGCCAGUACAAUCAACAGUUCAAAGGGAGAAGGAUCAAGUACAAAAGAAAUACCACCACAGAGAUCAUUUGUGCCAAGUCAUAAACGUACUAGAAGUGCUCCGAAUAAUUUUUAUCAUGCUGAUGAAUACUAUUAUGCUUCAACCGGAACUACAACUCGCCGUCCAGAGUUAGCUGUACCAAAAGAUCUUACUUCCUUGGUACAAGUUCUGAAUGCUUUAGGAAUAAGCACUGUGUGUGAAUUUACUUUUUAUGAAGCUGUGAUUGAUGCUACAUUGCCCAAACCAAUAUCUUCCAGUCCUGAUAAAACAUGUGGAUUUUCUUUUGGUUUUGACUGUGUUACCAUGAGUGUAGACCACAGUGCUAAUUCUCAAGAUAUUAAUUUUAUGAUGAAACUCGACAGAAUAUGCUGGAAGCCAAAGAAUAAUUCUUUCAAAGAGUCCUCAGUAUUUCUAGAUUCUUCUCAAAAUGUAGAUACAAGAUGGAAUUCAUUAGAAGCCACACCAUAUCACAAAACCGAUGUUCACGAUUGGGGAACAGCAUUCAGCCUUGAUACAUUACGACUCCAUGGACAAGCAACAUUUGGUCCUGCUAUUGGAUCGGCAGGAAUUAACAAUGAAAAAACUUCACAAAAUGCUGGAUCUUUCUGGCCAAGACAACAUGUUGCAAUAUCUGUUGAUGCAAAAGCUGCCGGAACUCAGAUUGAAUUAUCUCAAACUGCAGCACAGUGCAUUGCUUGUAUAUUAUCUUGUGUUAAUAACUCAUCUAAUGAUGAAACAAAAUUUAAUAAAACAUCUAUGCUGAGACAAACUUCAUUGGCAACUUCAAGUGUGAGAUCUGAUCCACACAAAUUAACGAAACUUGAAAAAUAUUCAUUUUCAUUGGCAUUUGCUGAAGUGGAAGUGUCACACAUUAAUAUGUUUAUACUUCCAUCUGAUACAACUGGAUGCGUCGACUGUUUAAUCAUGAGAAUUGAUAGUUUGAGAACAGAAGUAAAUCUAAAGGAUCGAAGAUUAAACAUUGAAGGUGUUGGGGUAUCAACUGUACCCAAUCCAUACUUUUCUGCUUUCGCAUCUUAUGAAUCUGGUUAUAGCGAUCAAAAAGGAUCAAAAUUAAGACCUGUACCAUUGAGUGUUCGACAACAGCAGACAAAAGUAUCACAAUAUCAAUGUAUUUCUGUGAAUGACAUGCAACCUUUGCAUGCUGCUUUCAAUGCUAUUGAUCUUGAAUAUAAAGUUAUCGAACGUGAAGAACCUGAAGAUGAACAACCUUCUUCCAUACAAUCUCUUUCCAUUUCUCUCAACCAUGAUCGUGAUGUCACAAUAUCAUGGAGUCCAAAACUUCAUAUGUUGAUCCACCAUGAAUUGGUUGAAAUGUUUCACAUCCUGAAACAAUCUGUUGUCUCUUCACCAAGAAGAGUAAAAAUUAAUCCGGGUGAUGGAUUACCGAAAACUGGUAAUAUGUCACCCCAGCAUAAAAAACAAGCAAGAAACAGCUAUUGUGCACCAUCUGAUCUUGAAUCUUCCAAAUCUAAAAUGUCUUCUGCUGGAGAUGGUCCUUCUGUAUCAAAUAUUCCUGUAAAGAAUUCUUCAAAACAAAUAACGAUAACUUCAAAUUCAAGAAUAUGUCUCAAUUUGGCAUUGAAAGAUGAUAUGAAUGUAGAGUUUAUAUUCAAUCCUAUAAGAUACACUGAACUACAUAAUGUUUCUAAGAUAUUGUUUAGCAAAGCACAAGUAUUGAUGGACGGACAUACUAUAUUUAGUUUCAUGAAUGUUAGAAUCGAAUUGUCUGCCAGAAAUGAGAAGAUUCAACGAGACAGAGCAACUUUCAAUGAUUUGACAACAGAAUGUAAUCGUGCAUGGGCAUUCAACCUGUCACAUUGGUCUUGUCAUUUCCCCCAUGGGUAUGAUUUUGCUGCAACUUUUGAUCAGUUUGUUACAACAUUCAAAUGGGUCAAAGGAUUAUAUAGGAAAACAUCACAUCCGUUCAGGAGUCCAAAACUACCACCUGAUUUAUUGAUUGUGAUUGAUAAGUUCAUUUUUGAUAUUGCUGAUUGGGAUUUUGAAUGUCGUCUUCGAGAUAAUCAUGAAUUGAUGAAAGAUGAAUGGAGAGAAAGUGAAAAAAGAAGAAAAAUUCUGGAUCAAAGAGUCACUGAUCUUAGGCGGGAAAGAGGAGAGUUUUUGCCUGCUAAAAAGAUUGAAGAAUUAUAUAUCAAGUUGGAAGAGGAAAAUACAAGAAUCUAUGUUGAUCGAUGCAAGAAGUUGCAUACAUCUAAAGAACCAACGAUUAUAGAUUCACCAUCCUGGAAGACACAUUCUAGAUCUUGUUCAGUUCCUCUUCAGUUUCCCUCUUCUCCUGUAAAUCAUUCUUAUGAACCUAAUCUUUCCCCGGUUUUCGAAGAAGAAUUUUCAGUUGCCACACCGUCUCAAAUCAGGUCCAGUUCUUUUUCUUUCGGAGUUACAUCUGAAAAGAACGUCGAUUCAAGUUCAAGGCUCUAUCCUCCUCUAUUCACUUGGUCCAUCUCAUCAUUAACAUUUUCAGUUCUCGCUGACCAGUCAAUGCAUGGGAUGGAUAAUGCAGUUGAAACGAUUAAAAAUAUUGACAAAGUGUCUCCUUUUCCACAAAUGAAAACUGAAGAUUCAGAUGGGUAUGAUUUUGUAACUCUGUGGUGUCGAAGUAUUCGUCUUCAUGCUGGCAGACAUCAAUGCAGAAUAAGAAAUUAUCCUCAAUAUUUGAUGGAUGUUGGUGAAUGGAAAAUAUGGGGAAAGUUUUGUGGAGCUGAACAAAAGGGAUCUCCAACAGCUCAGAGAACGGAGUAUGUUCCACUUCCUCAACCAUGGGGACCAGGGAAGGUGAAUCGAAACAUGCCUGCAUUAAAAUUUUAUUAUGAUUGGAGUAGUGACGUUCAAUCAUUCAGUAUGGCAUGGGGACCAUGUUGGGACCCUGCAUGGUCACAGGUGAAUCUUGCGAUAAACCUUCUCAAUCAUCCAUCAGUUGAUCCAAGUAAUCCAUUAUCUUGGUGGGACAAAUCAAGGAUUAUAUUUCAUGGCAGGUUGAUGAUGUCUAUGGACAGGUCGAGUUUACUUCAGCUUGCAUCUCUUGAUCCAUAUAAUACAACUGAACAUAUGCAUUGGGAUUGGAAAUCAGUGUUGAUGGAUUGGACAAAUGGAAACUUCUUGUUCAAGGGUGAUUUAGACAUCCAUAUCCGAAAUGCAUCAAAAUAUGAUGAUAUUAGGUUUCUUCAUCUACCUGGUCUACGCAUGGAAUGGGAUAUUACUUGGUUAUGUAAGGAGGGGGUAAAUCCAGAUGAUCAUCAUUCAGUUGAACCCUGCGCUCCAGAUAAAGUUCCAGGAGACAUCACACAACAUGAUUCAUUUGCAAAUUUUCGAUCAGAGAAUAUCAAUUUGUCAGUCAGUUUGGAAGUUAAUCCUUCGAAGUCAAUUGCAGAUGAAGAUAACAGAAACCCAGAAAUAUUAUUUUAUAGUACAACUUUAAGGUGGUUACGAAAUUUUGCUACUGCAAUCAAUGGGGUCACAAGACCUGUAUGUAAAGGUGCAAUAUUCAACAAUCAUUCAGCACCUAAAUUGAAAUUAAGUCGUCAUUACAAGAACAAUACUUUGUCUUUCAAGUUUCCAAGUUUAAAGAUGAGGUACUGGUCAUCUUAUGCACAACAGCUAGGUAUAGAAUGGAAAUGUGGUGAAGGAAGCAUAGUGACAAAAUUUCAACUAACUUUGGUACCAUUCGAAGGAAUUCUUUUACGUAGAAGUGCUGGCAAUUGGUCUUUAGUACAAGCAACUUGCGAACUAUCUCAAACUAAGGUUUACCUGAUAAAACAAACACGUAAAACUACUUCUCAAGAAACUCAAGACAAUAUUGAUGAAAUAUCACAAUUAUCAUCAUCGUCAUCAUCUGUGGCAUCGAAUCAUGAACAAACAGCUUCAACACAACUUGGAACUCUUGAGUCCAAUUUUCUCCUUAGUUUGUCUCAUAUGGCUUACAGAUUGGAAAAUAAUUCUCAGUCACAGAAAUCAACAAGAUCAUCUGCUAAUGCACAAUCUUCAUCUAAUAUUCCUCCAACUCCGAUGCGAGAGCACAGAAGUAAUUUUCAAAGAGAUAAAAGACAAAGAACAAGUCAGAGAAAUCGACGUCAGCAAGCGACACCAAGAAAACCUCCAUCACAACAUAGGCACCACCUUGUUGUUCAUGAUCUUCGUGCAAUGUGGACAACAGAUAACAGAGAUGUUGGAUUCGGAUUAUAUGAAGGAUAUAAUAAAGCUGCAAUAUUGAAACAUAAUCUCAGCACAAAAGUAUUGAAGAAUAUAUUGCUGAAACCUAAUGAGGAUGGUGCAGAAGACACAACAGAUGGAAGUAGAUCUAGCAGUGCAUCGAGUUUUCGAUCACAGAGGUCAAGUGUUUCAACAUCAUACAGUGAAUACUCUGUUCAUCCUCCUGUCAGCCCAGGAGAAAAACUUAUGCAAUCUGCUAAUUUACUUCUUAAUAAAUUGUUGUCUGAUACUGAUAACAGAUUUGUUGUUGGGACUGAAGUACCAGGAUCUGAUAAAGAACAAUUGAAUGGUGUUUCGGCAUGUCAGAUGGAUGAUGUCAUGAAUCAAAACUGGAGAAUCAAGUUCUUCAACUGCCAAGCUAUGUUAAAAGGACCAAAAACUCAAGGGUACAUAAUAUUAACUGCUGCGGAAGCCGAUUUAAUAAAUCGUGAACACAAAAUAGCAUGGAGAGAUUCACAACUAACAUCAAAAUCAACAUGGAUGGGUUCAUUAAAUGAUAUGCAGAUAUUUGCCACUGUUGAAAGAAAUGUUCAUUCAUCAGGGCAAGAUGGAGAAAAUGUGCCGUGGUUAACAGCAACCAAUAUUGAACCACGAGGACCAAGUCCUGGUAUGUUGGAUAUCAGUGAUCUAAUGACUGGAGGUCAAGCUAUUGGUGGAGUAGUAGGAGAUGGAGUAUCAGCAGGUUCCUUUCAACUGCAGCGAAUCAUGUCUCGAUGUUCAUGUCGAAUGUAUUACAUUGGUUAUGAACUAAUUGUUGAUUCUGAGGAAACCGAUUAUGGUCAGUUACUCACAUCACCUUCGCAUGAUCAUUCGUAUCAAAGGUUGCCAGAAUUUGAUCCAAUUUCUGAAGAAUCUAGUGAUUUAUUGGGAAAAGAAAAACCAGUCAAUACAUUAACUGUUGUUCAACAUGAUUUGGAAAUCUGCACAAAUAAUACACAAUAUUCCAUGAUUCUUGAUAUUGUUGAGAAUCUUCUCCUGUACGUUGAACCAGGAAUGAGAGAACAUUGGGAACGAGUUGAUAGAAUGAGAUUUCAACUUCAAUUAACUUCUCUGGAUGAUGUAGCAAGACACAGAGAAGCUUUGACAAAAUUACAAGAUGAGAUUCGACAAAGACUUAAUCACAUUAGACAAUUGGAAAGAGAUUUGUUUAAAGUCGACAGGCUUGUAGACAAAGAUCCUUCUAACGAGAAAUUGAUAUCACAGUCGGUUCAUUUACGUAAUACAUUGAUCAAUGAAAAGGAGACAUUAAAAGAAGAUAGUGAAGAACUAGGCAUUUUCAUCAGGUGCUUCAAGGAAUUGUACCUACAACAAAAGACACGAUUAUCAUCUGUACAGCAAGCAUCUGAGCAUGAAGAAAAAUGGGACGAAGAAGCUGCUGUUGCUAGAAGGACUGAAGUGUCAUUUGGUCAAGUGAAAUGGCAUUUGACGGAUGCUGAUGGUCAACUGACAAUUGCAAAGUUUGAGUUGAGGAACUUCGUGUAUGAAAAGAUCAACAAGAGCGACGAUUCCCUUGAACAUCAUUUUGAACUUGGAUGGCUUUGGUUGCAAAAUCUUCUUCCUAAUUCUGUCUAUGUCGAUGUUUUGAAACCACAAGGUGAUCAAGCAGGUGCAAACUCAUACACAGUAGUAGGAAGUGGAAGCCAACGUCUCGCAUUAAGAGCAUUGUGUAAAGUCAGACCGCCUGUCGGUGGCAUAUCUGUAAAAGAACAUCUUGAGCUGAAUGUUGUACCACUGAUCAUUCAAUUAACGGACCAAUUUUUCAAGCGAAUGAUGUUGUUUUUCUUCCCGGGGAAAAAUUCUGAAGAUGUUGAUCAAGAAGAUCACACUGCAUCAAAAGAUAAUUUGAAUGCAACUCUGCUGGGUUUAAGUAGUUCAGCCACAAAUUCACAAGGAACUUUAAAACCAAAAGUACCUUCUCCACCAAAGAAAAAGAGUUCUAACGAACUUGUUAUAUCUUUUAAAGAACAAACAACUCCAGGAGCUGGGCGUAAAAAUUGGAGACAUAAUCAUGGAGGGAAAUUUGAUGUUGCAGACGAUGUCGAUAAAAUGAAAGAAAGAGCAGCAAAAAACAAUACUUUUCUUUACAUAAAAAUUCCGCAAUUUCCAAUAAGAGUUAGUUAUAAGGGAGAGAAAGAAAAGAACAUAGAAGAUGUUCGUGACUUCAAUCUCACUAUUCCUAUGUUUGUAUAUCACAAUAUGACAUGGACAUGGCAUGAUCUUGCUAUGGCAAUCAAACGAGAUUGCAAGAGGACUUUAUUAUCUCAGGUAAUCAAGGAGAAGUUUCAUCUUGGUAGUUCCAGGGGUUCACACAAAGAACAACAAUUGUCUUCUGGAGCAUCAAGCAGAAGUUCUUCUUCUCUUCCUGCUGCUGGAAUGGAGGCAGAUGUAGGAGAUCACAAAAAGGAUGAAGAAAAAUUUAAAAUGCUUUUUGGAAAUAGUUUAAAAAGAAGUGAGAGUCACAGAAAAAGCUUUAAAAAGGGAGUCUCAAUGUUCAGAAAGAAAAAAUAAUUCUAUUAUUUGUUAUAUAUAUAAAAAAAUAUAUCAAAACAAGUGUAUUUAUUUGCCAAAUGCAGUUCAUGUAUGUUAUAUAUAUUCACUAAAACAUUAAGGUAGGUAGAUAAAUAUAUUAUAUCAUGGUAAUUCCUCUGGCUUUGUUCGUUUUUUGAGUAUUAAUACAUUUGCGGUAAUGUGAGAGAGGAAUAUUUCUAGAUUGUUGGCACUGUGUUCCUUUUUUGCUAUUGUAUAUGUUUGCAUGGCUCAUGUGUUUACUUUGAAAUAGCAAUUAAUGCUUUGGUAUUUUUAAUUUUCACUUUGUAUACCUUAAUUGUUUUAAUCUCACUACAAUCAGUCCGAAUACAGAUAAAUUAUGAUAAAAAUGCAAUAAAAAAUCCAUUUUA